Molecule: messenger RNA, 1173 nt
Organism: Suillus fuscotomentosus
Lineage: Eukaryota; Fungi; Basidiomycota; Agaricomycetes; Boletales; Suillaceae
Exons: 5
Coding region: 1-1173 (390 amino acids)
Source: RefSeq, a predicted model, not a curated record
AUGGGACAGCAAGCAAAGGCCGAGGCUGCGGACAUCUUCAAAGCGGUGUUGCGGAGCAUUGCCGAAUGCGAGAAGCCAACACGCUCCCUUCAGGAAGCAGAGGCUUAUUCAAAACUUUACUAUCAAACACAUAUAAAGGCGACAGUGGACGAAGUGCUGAAAGCUGAAGCAGAAUUACUGCAAGUCAAAAACAAGACACUUACAAAUGGAAAGUGUGUCGCCAUUGCGAAGCAACAUACAGCAAGCCUCUAUAGUGUAGAGACUGACGAGAUUAAGGCAGAGGUACAGAAGUAUAUCGAGAAUCAGAAGAUGGAGAAGGGUGAUGAAGCGAAAAUGUGGAGCCAAGAUGACUAUGCAAGAAAUCUAGAAAAACUUGCCACUAUCGCCAAUAAGUUCCUAAAGGGGCUGGUGGAAGCCACUGGGUUCUCAUUCUCUCUGCCAGCUGGUGGCCCAUCCCCAGAGUGUAAUGGUUCAAUCGAUGUCUAUAGGCAUUUUGGGAAUGACUUUAGUAAGAUGUAUCCAGAAUUUGAGAGGGGAAUCAUGGCUCCAUUUAGAGAUUACCUAUACCGAGUGUAUCCUGAUCUGGCAGUUUUGAACGGAAGCCUGGGGACUUCGACAAUGGGAGAAGCUGACAAAUCUGCUCCUGAAACUUCUCGUGUGUCUUUGUCCCUUAUGCAGCCUGACUCAGUUGGACAGACUUUCUCUGGAAACACCACUGGUGAUAAUUGGAACCUUGAUGAGGAUUUUUGGACCACCCUUGCUGCUCAGGUUGCAGAUUUUAAUAGGUCAGGUGGCAGUCCAGUCUUACCAGAGUCAACCUCACAAUUUUCUUCCCCAACUCUGCAACAUGUUGCACCCGAAGUUUCACUGCCGCUGCUGCAUGUUCCGCAGUCCAUAACUCCCAUCACCUCCCUUUACACUGCAUUGGCACCACCACUACCGCCACUCCUGCCUGGCUCUCAGCCAGUGUGUUUGAUGCCCCUACCUCCUCCUGUAUCUCAGCCGGUGAGUCUGAUGCCCCCACCUCCUCCUGUAUCUCAGCUGGUGAGUCUGAUUCCCCCACCUCCUCCUAUAUCUACACCACCUGUAUCUCCUCUGAGUCCUCCCUGCAUGGAGCCAUUUGCCGGUGGUGGUGGACACUCGCUUGCUCACGAUGGUGAACCUUCUGAUUGA